AUGUGGAUCUUACUGCUUUUUUUAUUGAUUCCAAUAUCAGCUGAAGAUCUUCAUGAUAAUAUUCUAAGAGAUCCAAACUCGGAGAGAAAAGUUUUCGAGGUGAAUCAAAAGGAUUUGCCCAAUCUUUGGUAUGCGGGAAGUGUUAAAGCAUUGCUCAAGGCUAAAGCCAGAAAUGUUUACGAAACUCUGCCGGUAAUCGAGAAGAUCGUUUAUGAAGAGUGCAGUCGAAGCGCUAAGCAACUCGGUGGCCUAGCCGUUUGUGUGGUUCGUUUGCUGAAUGAGAGAGAUCGACGAAAAAAACACCUAGCAUCAAUCCCGAUCCAGCCAGCUUUUAUGACAAAGACUGCAAAUUCCACUGAUUCAUUCACGAUCAAAAUGUUUCGAAAAACUGAAUCAAGACCGAGAAUCGCUUCGAAAAGCUAUGAACAUCGUUUAUCUUAUGAAGAAUGGAAAAAGAAAUUGAUUCGACCACAAAGGAAAACCUAUGAAAAUAAUAAGAAGAAGGGGAGAAGGAAAAGGCCGAAAAUGGAGAAAACGAUGGAGGAAGAGUUGGAGAGAUUUUUGGAGAUUACAGAGGAAUCGAGAGCUUACGAGACGAACGAGAGCGAAGAAACGAACUGGCGGCGGCAGAAAAGAGAAAUGAAAUUGAGCAUGGAGGAUCCGAAAUUGAAGCUCGCCGUGCAACGCGUUCUUCAAAAGAUUCCCGGCCUCUCCGCGACUUAUUUCAAGGCUUUUUUGUUGGAUGAAGGGAAUGAGUUUUCAUCGAAAAAUCUCGCAAAUCUACGCAAAAUCCAUGAUCAUUUUCGCAAAGUCGAUGUCUGCAACGAUUACCUGAAGACGGUGAACACUGAGAAUCAAAAAUUACUUGAUCAAUUCGAUUUGAAAAGUCGCACUCCAUCUCUGAGCAAAAACGAUGCCGCCCUCAACAAUGUCAUCAACAUGAUCAACACUUUCAUGGGAUCACCAGCAAGUGACGAUAAAUUCUCGCUACUGUCCCCGAAAUUGUUAUCGAUUCUACCGGAGAGUAAAUCGCACAAAGAUCGUCCUCAUCUCCUUUCUCCAACAGUCUUCAGCUUUCACAAUGAUGGAUUCUUCACGAUGAAUGAUAUGUUGAAGACGACAACUGGAACCGACAAGUCCAAUCAGAUCAUUCUCGAUGCCGUUUUAGAAGCAAGUGGUGCGUCGGAUGUUCUGAAUAAAGUGCUCGAGGGUAUGAAGGAAGAGAUACGAGAAAUGGAUGAGGUGAAAUUCCCGCUAGUUCGCGAUAUGUCGAGACUCGAUUUGGGACAUUUGCGAGCACACCGAACACUCAAAUCAAAUCAGAGACAAGAAUUCGACACAAAAGGAUACACUUUCCUGGAAAAGGAGCAAUUCGAGCAUAUUUAUGGAUCGGGAUCGAACUUGCUUCGUAAACCUCGCACCAACAUCACAGCCUUUCUUGCCAUGAGCAAAGAUGAAAAAGAAAAUCUCCUUGAAAAGGAAAUUCGCCAAAUGGCACUCAUUUAUAAGGAACAAGCCGGAAAAUCGAGAAUGAAGAGGCAAGCCGGGCACGAGACGGAAACGGAUACAACUACUCCUCACGGAACUGUAGAUCCAGAUCAUGGGACAACGAAUGGAACUGAAGGUCAUGAAUCUCAUCACGAGCAGCACGAGGAGCACGAAGGCGUCGAAUUUAUCACCCUUUCACCAACCGCUUUCUCGAAUUUCAUCAAUCACGGUGUUGCGCUAGAAGUGGUGACGUUAUCGCCGAGGUUUUGGGUUGCUGAGAUCUUGGCUCCAGAAGCUCUCAUUCUUCAAACCUUGUCACCCAGAGCCUUCAUUGGGACUGUACUCUCACCAAAUGCUCUCAUUGCUCGCACACUGAGUCCGACAGCGUUUCGCGCUGAGGUACUCGCUCCAAGAGCUCUCACCACAUGGAUCCUCUCUCCAGAAGCUUUCGUUGUUGAAGUUCUCUCUCCUCGUUUUCUUGAACCUCGAGUGCUCAGUCCAGAAGCAAUGGUGAUUGAUAUUUUGAGUCCCGGGAUCCUUUCACCUCACUAUUUGAGUGACGAAGUAGUUGGAGUGAUGGUCUUAUCGCCGAAUAUUCUUUCGCCUAGGAUUGAGAGUAAAGAGAAGAUGCUAGUUGAGAUUUUGUCUCCUCACAUUCUUGGUGGGCCACAUAGCAAAGAGGAGAAAGAACAUGAUGUGGUUUCGGAUCAUGCUGAGAAAUCGGCUGAUAAGGAGAAUCCUUUCCAUGAGUUAGAACUUCAUGGUGAACACGGAGAGAUCUCACAUCCAAAUGAGCACGAGGGAACUCAUGCUCCACAUGUUCUCGGUGUUCCCCAAUCUCCUGUUGAAUUUCAAUCUUUCCUCUCAUCAUUCACCCCAAUUUCACCAAUUAUACCCAUGGGCUUUCCGCAACAACAAGUACAAAGUAAUCAAAUAAUUGGU
Messenger RNA from Mesorhabditis belari, 2430 nucleotides. Lineage: Eukaryota; Metazoa; Nematoda; Chromadorea; Rhabditida; Rhabditidae. The record is from the annotation of a GenBank genome assembly.